Aureococcus anophagefferens is the source of this 1407-nucleotide messenger RNA. RefSeq lists its product as hypothetical. Gene Ontology annotation, molecular function: serine-type carboxypeptidase activity. Gene Ontology annotation, biological process: proteolysis. The record is from RefSeq and is a predicted model, not a curated record. Bases 1 to 1407 code for a protein of 468 amino acids. The transcript has a single exon. Lineage: Eukaryota; Pelagophyceae; Pelagomonadales; Pelagomonadaceae.
AUGCAGCUCUCCCUCCUCGCCUGCAGCGUCCUCGGCAUUACAGCGCUGAACCAGCGCUUCAAACACCUGCCGAAGACGGUCUACGGCAACGGCACGAAGGAGGCGGUCUUCGUGACGCCCUACCUGCCCGAGCGCUACACGGAGGCCCAGGCGCUCACGGCCUCCAAGGUCGGCGACUUCCCCAUCCAUGCGGGGUUCCUCACCCUCGACAGCAAGGCGUUCUCGAACACCUACUUCGUCUACUCGCCCGCGCGCAACGGCCAGGCGGACGCGCCGAUCCUGCUCUGGCUCCAGGGCGGGCCCGGCGCGUCGUCGCUCUUCGGCCUCUUCACGGAGAUCGGGCCCUUCGACAUCGACGCGAAGAUGGAGGUCAUCGGCCGCGACAUCCACUGGAACGAGGACCACCACCUCCUCGUGCUCGACAACCCGCUCGGCACGGGCUUCUCGUUCACGAACGACCUGGCCGCCAUGGCGACGGACGAGGACAUGGUCGGCGCGGCGCUCCUCGAGGCCCUGACGCAGUUCUUCGCCCUCUUCCCGGACCUGCGGACCAACGACUUCUACGUCACCGGCGAGUCCUACGCGGGGAAGUACGUGCCGGCGUGCGCCUACGCGAUCCACGGGGCGAAUCUGGAGAACGCCGCGGCGCCGAUCAACCUGAAGGGCAUCGCCAUCGGCGACGGCGCCUUCGACCCGUCGGGCCAGUUCUACAACUUCGGCGAGCUGCUCUACUACAGCGGCAUGGUCACGCUCGCGGAGAAGCAGGUCUUCGACGCCUACGAGGCCAAGUGGCGGGAGCACAUGGACGCGCACGAGCUCGUCGACGCGUUCCACGUCUUCGACGAGAUGCUCAACGGCGACAUCUAUCCGUACGCGACGUACUACGCGAACGUCACGGGCAUGGGCAGCAACUACUUCAACCUGAACCAGGGCCCCGACGGGUCGUCGCUCACGACGAACUACUUCAUCGACUGGCUGAACACGACGGUGGGCCGCGACGCCAUGAACGUCGGCGACGUGCCCUACGCCGUGCUGAACCAGACGGUCGAGAACCAGCUCCUCGGCGAUUGGAUGCGCGGCGUCGUCAACAAGCUCCAGGUGCUCCUCGAGAACUACAAGGUGCUGAUCUACUCCGGCGCCUACGACAUCAUUUUGGGCGCGCCGCUCACGGAGCAGGCGCUCCGGGGCAUCAAGUGGUCGGGACAGCAGGCGUUUUUGGACGCGACGAAGAAGACGUGGCACGUCGCGACGAAGGCGGGCCCGGAUUUGGCCGGCUACGCGCGCGUCGUCGGCAAUUUUACGCAGGUCGUCGUCCGCGGCGCGGGACACAUGGUUCCUGGCGACCAGCCGGCUCGCGCGCUGGACAUGAUCACGAAAUUCGUCAAGGGCCAGCCCCUCGGGAUCUAG